AAGUAAACCAUUUGUAUUUGAAAGAGUCUAGAAAUUAAAAUUUAAAAUUUAAAAAAGGCCAACAUGAAAGAAAUUCACUCUCUCACCUUCUCAUCCACAUCAAGUUUUGGGAUGCCUAAAGCUAAACAAAAAAAACUCAAGGCUAUCACGGCUAUCACGGCUAUCACGCAUGGAGCAGCCCCUCCUCCUUACUAUGGUAAAGAAAGCCAUUCUUCCUCUGCAACCGCCAACAUUUACAUCAAACCACUUUUUGGCAACAAGCUGUGCAUCGUCUACAUUGCUACACUGACAGACAAUGGCAUGUUCAAACCGCCCGGGGAAGGAUGUGAUGAAAUUGGGCAACCAGGGUUUUCUCGGCAUGUCCACAAAUGCCAUGCGUGCCAUACGAUGAUUGAAGAAAUGUUGACGAAGAAAAAAAAAGGUCCAAAAAACGCCUCGUUUGCGUUACUGCCUGACCACCAGAGCCGGAACCACCAUUAUCUCGACUCGAACCCGAUCGUCAUAUCCACAAAACUCCUUAAUCCAACGUAUUCCAGCGAGGCAUCCUCUGUUCUACCAGAUCCCAGUGAGAUAUCCUCUCCUCCCCCAGAUCCUAGCAAGACAUCCUCUUCUCCUCCAGACCCAUUUUCUCCUCAGUUAGAUCACAUCACGGAAGCUGUCUCGCCAGAUCUCACCUCAGAAGAGCUACAGUUCACAGCCCAACCCUGGGCAAGUCGCUCUGUCACCCCCUGUUCGGAUGAGCUCCUGUCGCGAAAACAGAAGCGUAUAUUAGAUGGAAUGGACUUGGCACCCCGCGUGGCUCCACCAGGGCGUUCUGAAACCCCCAGCAAGUGUGGUAGUGAAACUGCAUCUCGUCUAAGAGCACUAGAAGAGGGUAUCUCUGAGAUGAAGAGCACCAUGGACAAAAUGCAAAGCGCCAUAUUAAGCGAACUAAAAAAAAUGACCGCACCUGAGGCCAAGCAUGGAUGAUUUUAGGAGAGUUCGACUAACUCGUUAGUUUUCUUUUUUUUUUUAUUAAUAAAAAAAAUCUGUGUUUUGCGGACAUGGAC
Molecule: messenger RNA, 1049 nt
Organism: Lobosporangium transversale
Lineage: Eukaryota; Fungi; Mortierellomycota; Mortierellomycetes; Mortierellales; Mortierellaceae
Exons: 2
Coding region: 64-969 (301 amino acids)
Source: RefSeq, a predicted model, not a curated record